Neoarthrinium moseri is the source of this 987-nucleotide messenger RNA. RefSeq lists its product as uncharacterized. The transcript has 2 exons. Lineage: Eukaryota; Fungi; Ascomycota; Sordariomycetes; Amphisphaeriales; Apiosporaceae. The record is from RefSeq and is a predicted model, not a curated record. Bases 1 to 987 code for a protein of 328 amino acids.
AUGGGUCUAAUGACAUAUGAUAAGUAUUUCCUAAAGCGUGGCUACAUAUGUUCAGUUCCAGACUGCGAAGAUGAUCACAGCCUCAUGCAGCCGGACAAGCGCCUUUCUCAGCGUGAUCUCACAGCUAUGAUGCACGAUCAUAAUUGUGGUUUGGUUGUGGACGGACUAUGGGGCAGAGCCGACCUCGUUUUCCCUUUUGCUGUCUAUGAAGCCAAAAAACGAGCUUUAAGCUUUCCAGAAGCCGAGGAGCAGGUUUACGAUGCUUGCAAGAUGUACCUGGCUAUGUUGGACGACCUGGCUCGGAAUCCUGACAACGUUGCCAAAUACCAGACGGAAGAAAGCUCUAAGCACCAACUGUUCGCAUUCGUGUCCUGUGGCUCGGAUUGGCAAGUAUUCAUAGCAUGGAAUAUGGAAGGAAGUAUUAACGUGGAGACUAUAUGGGAAGGGGACGUGAAGAAAUUCACGGCUGCUUUUGAUUUGAUAUGCAUAGUGGACCAAAUCCACGAAUAUGCUAUUCAUCAACAUCGCGAAUUUGUCAUGAAACAUCUUGAGGCCUGGCAUAGCCGACAUCAGAAGACUCUGGCACCUAUCAAAGAGGCCCUUCUCGAGAUAGACGCCACGAGUCCAAGCUUCGGAUACCCAGGGGACACUUCUAUGAGUGAUCCUGACCCGACACAAAGCGAUACUGAAAGUGACACGAGCGCAUACGACUACGAAGAGAUUGCCAGCUCCUAUGACCUCUACAAAGAGCCGGCCGAGUGGCUCCGUCUCAAAAAACAGUCCAAAGAUAGUAGGCGGAAAAAAGCGAAUAAGACCCGAAGACGCAAUGCAAGUCUUCGCAAACAUACUCUGGUAGACGAUGUACAAGAAACGCCGAAAAGAAAACGAGGGCAAGGCCGCCCACCCAAGGGUCAGUCCGCGAAGAAAGUAUCUAAGCGUGGGCGUGGACGGCCAAAGAUGAGCCGUCGAGCCGCAAGGUUGACUUGA